AGAAUAACCAAUGGCCAGAUACGAACAGAGACAACUAUUGGAACAGCUUAUUGGACGUGAUGCUCUCAUUCGUCCAUCUCGUCAACAGCGUGACUAUGGUAUCCAUGAUCCUAAGGUGUGCAAACUGUUCCUGAUGAAUGUAUGUCCAUACGACCUUUUCAAUGGAACCAAACAAGAAAUGGGGCGUUGUAAUAAGAUACAUCUGGAAAAACAUAAGAUCGAGUAUAAGAAACAACUUGCUGAGGGCAAGGAAUUCCCUGAGUUCCAAUCGGAAGCAAUUGGUGUUCUUAAUAGGUUCAUUGUUGAUUGCAAUCGGAAAAUUGACAUUGCGCUUAAAAGAUUGGAACCAGCACCUGAAGAGCGGGCAAAAAUAAGUGAAGCUGCUAGAGAAUUGGAAGAGAUUGAUUCAAGAAUAAACAUCAUGGAACGUGAGUUCAGUAAACUUGUUGACCUUGGUGAGGUCACGAAAUCUAUAGAACAAGGUAUCAAACUACAAGAAAUGAAUGUCAAGAGAGAAUUUUAUAUAAGAAGGCUGAGAGAUGUUACUGAGAACGCUGGACAAAGUCAACAACAGAAACUACAGGUUUGUGAGGUAUGUGGUGCUUAUCUGUCCAGAUUGGAUAGUGAUAAACGAUUAAGUGACCAUUAUUUGGGAAAGCUUCAUCUCGCAUAUGUGACUAUGAGAACUGUUCUAUCCAACCUUAAGAGAAAUCAAAGGUGAUUGGUCAGUUUGGUAUUGUUUGGUGAUUAAUGAAGUCUUAAUAUGAACCUGAAAGUUGACGUACUACGGUACGUAUCUGAUGAUAUUGAUUUUGACGGAUGUCAAUCUCUGUUCACAUGUCCAAAAGGUACAAGAUAAAGCAGUGUACGAGCUGCUUGAUCUCAGAGAGUCAGUACUGGCAAAGUGGUCCUAUAACUCUCUCUAUCAAGCUAUCAAAUGCAUGUAUGAAACCUCCUGUGUGCAGUGCAAAUGCUCAAGCUUUGAUUUAUUCCCCGAUGUUGGACUAAACCUCAUGAUUGAUGUUGACGUUAAUAAAUGCCAGCUAUUCGAA
This is a messenger RNA of Williopsis jadinii, 1052 nucleotides long. It is a transcript of the gene LUC7, whose product is annotated as Luc7p. The transcript has a single exon. Lineage: Eukaryota; Fungi; Ascomycota; Saccharomycetes; Phaffomycetales; Wickerhamomycetaceae. Gene Ontology annotation, molecular function: mRNA binding. The coding region runs from base 11 to 721 and encodes 236 amino acids. Gene Ontology annotation, cellular component: U2-type prespliceosome; U1 snRNP. Gene Ontology annotation, biological process: mRNA splice site recognition. The record is from RefSeq and is a predicted model, not a curated record.